AUAGGACAAGGAAGAGGGGAGAUGAAAUCAGGUUGCAAAUCGUCAUCAUGUCAGGAAGGUUGCACUUUGCAAUGCCUCAAAUGUUGUGAUCCAACACAGCUUACUCAAUAUAUAUUCAGCUUAAUUUUUGUAUCUAAAGAGUUGAAAACUCCAUCACUAGAUAGAAGAAGUGAGCUUCUUCAUAUAAAUAUAUUGUUUUAAAGGUUUCUUCUUUGUUUAGUUUCUUGGCUUUGUUUAGAAUGGAUGGAAAGAGGUUGGAAUACAAAGGAGAAGAGGCACUGAAGGAGCUGGAGAGGUUAACAUCCAAGGUUGAUGAAGUUCAGGAGAGUAUCUUGAAGGAUAUCUUGAAAAGAAACAAGGAGACUGUGUACUUAAAGAAGUUCAUGGUGGGAUCUACCAAUGUCUCUGCCUUUAAGUGUCUUGUCCCUGUCGUCACUUACUCCUCCAUCCAUCCUUAUAUCCAGAGAAUCUCUAAUGGCGAAGACUCUUCUCUUUUAUCUUCUCAUCCCAUUACUGAGUUCUUAUGCAGUUCAGGGACUUCCGGUGGAGAGCCAAAACUGAUGCCGUCGAUUGCAGAGGAUCUCGACCGUAGAACCUUCCUAUACAAUCUCAUCAUGCCCAUCAUAAACCAGUACGUCCCUGGCCUGGAUGGGGGCAAGGCUAUGUACCUUUAUUUUGCAAAGGCAGAGCAGUCGACUCCCUCCGGCUUACCGGCCCGGCCGGUUCUCACUAGCUACUACAAGAGCAAACAUUUCAAGUGCCGGUCAGACCCAUUCAACGACUUCACCAGUCCGGACCAGACCAUCCUUUGUACUGAUAGUCGCCAGAGCAUGUACUGCCAGCUCCUCCCCGGUUUACUCCAUCGCCAUCGCGUCCUUCGCCUUGGUGCCAUCUUCGCAUCCGCCUUCCUUAGAGCCAUCAAUUUCCUCGAACGCAAUUGGGUUCAACUCUGCAAUGACAUCCGGUUGGGCCAACUCGACCCAUCCAUAACCGACCCGGGAUGUCGACUUGCAAUAUUGGACGUGUUGACAUCACCGAACCCGGUUCUUGCGGACCAGAUCGAGGCCAUCUGUAGGCGUAAGUCAUGGAAGGGGGUACUGUGUCAGCUCUGGCCCAGGGCCAAGUAUGUUGAGGCUGUGGUUACUGGGUCCAUGGCCCAAUACAUCCCAACCCUUGAUUUCUAUAGUGCAGGAAAGCUACCUCUGGUGUGUACCAUGUACGCGUCCUCCGAGUGCUACUUAGGAGUUAACUUGAAUCCCUUAUGUGACCCUGCUGACGUGGCCUACACGAUCUUGCCCAACUUGGGCUAUUUUGAGUUCAUACCUCUUGGGAACAACGGUUCACUGUUCGCAUACAAAGACGACGAGGAGGUGGAAAGGGAUAAGCUUGUCAACCUGGCGCACGUUAGAAUUGGCUGUUAUUAUGAGAUCGUGGUUACUACUUUUGCCGGGCUAUAUAGGUAUCGUAUCGGAGAUGUACUUCAGGUUACCGGAUUCCACAACAAGGCACCACAAUUCAGGUUCGUUUGCCGGCGAAACGUCGUACUAAGCAUCGACAACGAUAAAACAAGUGAAGAAGACCUUCACAAGAGUGUAACAAUGGCGAAGAAGCUCUUAGAACCAUAUGAAGCAUUGCUUGUAGAGUACACUAGCUGCACUGCUACAUCAACCAUACCAGGACACUACAUAAUGUUUUGGGAGAUUGUAACCCACACAUCGUCCUUGAACGAGUUGACUCAGCUUGAAACUCACUUGUUUGAAGAUUGUUGCAUGGCCAUAGAAGAAUCGUUGGAUUACGUAUACAGGAGAUGCCGUACGUUUGACAGGUCAGUGGGUCCCUUAGAGAUAAGAGUGGUUGAACCGGGAACGUUUGAGUUAUUGAUGGACCUGUGUAUUAACCAGGGAGGUUCAAUAAACCAAUACAAGACCCCAAGGUGCAUCAACUCUAAUACCUCCGCACUUGACCUACUUAACUCUAGGGUUUGUGCUUCCUUCUUUAGCCCUAGGGAUCCUACAUGGAUCCCUUGAGUCUGACCUAUGGACAAGGGACGACCUCUUGUUUCAUAUUCUGUAUUGAAACCAAACCAGAGCUAUGACCACUUUUCUCCUUAUUUUUGUAUGGAAAAAGAUUUUCUAAAUCCAUGGAGGACGCUUCAUCUAACAUCCUAGGGUUCACAAACUCCCUAUGGGGUUUCAGUAUCUUCCCGAAGUACCAUUGCGAUACCCCAAUAUGCAUCUUAAGCCCUACGGUAAAUGAAAAUGGUGUAGGAAAACUUGGUCCUUCUUGUAUUUUGUAACUUGUAAGAGUUUCAUGCCAACUUGAUUAUUUUCUACACUCACUCCUCUUUCUAAAGUUUUUAGUGCAUCUUGUUGUAAUCAAAGAAGUAAAUUGAGGAGUUGAAAGUUGAAACCUUCUUUUGAUAGUCUCUUGACUUUCGAAAUUUAUUUAAAAAUAACUUCCAAGUCA
Molecule: messenger RNA, 2466 nt
Organism: Macadamia integrifolia
Lineage: Eukaryota; Viridiplantae; Streptophyta; Magnoliopsida; Proteales; Proteaceae
Product: putative indole-3-acetic acid-amido synthetase GH3.9
Exons: 4
Coding region: 240-2027 (595 amino acids)
Cellular component (GO): cytoplasm
Molecular function (GO): acid-amino acid ligase activity
Source: RefSeq, a predicted model, not a curated record